GAUCCGCCGUCAUUCGCUUUCAGGACGACUAGAGAAGAGGUCGGGCAGUCAUGGUGGACAAUUGGGAGCCAGAGUUCUCCGCGUCGGCAACUGGAAAUGCCGUGCUGGACGCGGCGCGUGGUGUUACGGGGUCAGGAGCUGCAGCCGAGCAGGAGCAGGGCAGGGCGGAGUGGACGCGGUUGGAGCUCUGCAUUAUUGCUAGUCUGCAGCUCGUGCUGGUGCUGGUAGCCUACCGCAUGGACCGGUCGCAGCACCCGAUGCUGAUCUCCGAGUCAGCUGUUGCCAUCUUUUUCGGUGUAUUGUUUGGCGUCGGCAUACUGAUCUUCUAUCCGAUGGAAUCACUGAACAAUGGCAUGGACCCGGAGGUGCUUUUUUACGCAUUGCUGCCACCUAUUAUCCUGGAAGCUGGAUUCAAUAUGAAGAAAACAGGAUUCUUCUCCAACUUUAAUGCAAUUAUGCUGCUGGCUAUUGUGGGGACAUUAAUUGCCACAUUCAUCACGGGUGGUAUGUUGCUUUGGAUUGGAGACAUGGGACUUAUCACCAAGCUGACAGCUGCAGAGGCAUAUCUUUACGGCGCUCUAAUCUCAGCAGUGGAUCCGGUCGCCACGCUGUCGGUGUUUAAGAAGAAUGGUGUGCCUCCGCUUCUCUUCAAUCUUGUCUUCGGUGAAAGCAUGCUGAAUGACGGCGUUGCCAUCGUGUCGUUCACGCUGUUUCAGGGCCUUAUUCGAAGUGGUAUAGCUGAUGUCACGUUGAAUAACGCGGGCCUCAUUAUUAUCGAGGUGUUCGGCAUCGGCCUCGGUUCAGUUGGCCUGGCAGCAAUCGUGUGCUUCACGUCAGCGUUUUUGCUCAAGCAAGCCGACCCCGUGCUGCAACAGUAUCCCUCGUACGAGAUCUCAAUUGUGCUGCUGUCAGCAUACUUGAGUUAUGUGAUCGCUGAUCUCGUUGGAAUGAGCGGGAUCGUGGCGCUGUUCUUUUCGGGCGUGCUAAUGAGCCACUACCACUUGUACAAUAUCGCAGACGAGAGUGCGACGGCUCUGAGGCAUCUACUGACGACUUCAUCAUUCCUGGCAGAGAACUUCGUCUUCGUCUACAUGGGCAUGAGUGUGGUAGCGUACUCGGGGUAUUUUACGUGGGACUGGGGAUUUAUUCUCGCCAACUUGAUCGCAUGCCUCGUAGGCCGCAUGUUGAACACAUUCCCGAUGUGUAUGCUUGCGAACUUUGGUCGUUCCGAAGACAACAAGAUCCCAUGGAGUCACAUGGUGGUCAUUUGGUUUGCUGGGCUUCGCGGAGCUAUUGCUUUUGCACUAGCAUUGAACGUAUACACGCCCAACCGAGUGCAUGCAAGUGUCAUCCAGAGCACGACGCUUUUUACCGUCAUGUUUACGACUCUGGUAAGUGUCACGAGCGAUUCAAUCACUGAUUUGUCUAACACAAGGGGCGUAUAUUUGAAUACUGUAGGUGUUUGGGAUGGGUACAAGCCCAGUGCUUCGCUACUUUGGCUUAACAGCUACGCAGAAGCAGGAGCGAGAGUUCGAUGAGUACGCUGAUGUCUACUAUAAUUUGUUUGUGGGCAAUGCUUUGUAAAAGCUCUAACGGAAUCGCGUUAUUUGCUCAACAGUGAGGGUGCCCACGAACGUUUGCUGGAUGAUGACGAUGAACAUGAUGCCGACACUUCUUUCCAUCCCAUUGAUCGUUCAGUUUCUCGCCGCAAUAUCAGUGGUAUUCAUGGUGUUUGGGAACGCAUUGAUGAGAAAUACUUGAAGCCACUCUUUGGCGGCCGUCCGCGAGACCAGCAACAAGAAUCGGGCGAGCCAAUCGCAACCAGCACCAGAAAUUGCAUCGAGCAUCAAGAGCCGGAGCACAGCCCCAGACUAUCCUCGCCUAAUUCUCCGACGUUAGCUGAGAUCGCGAAGAAACACGAUAACGAUGAGGAUGUAGUGUAAGGCACAAUGUAGCCAUGUUGAUCUGGAAUAUCAAAAUCUUUCAAAAAAUUUAGGGCUUCCAAAUAUUAUCCUCCCUUAAGGCAUAUCUCCCCU
This is a messenger RNA of Phytophthora nicotianae INRA-310, 2036 nucleotides long. Its product is annotated as sodium/hydrogen exchanger 3, variant 1. Gene Ontology annotation, cellular component: membrane. Lineage: Eukaryota; Oomycota; Peronosporomycetes; Peronosporales; Peronosporaceae. The record is from RefSeq and is a predicted model, not a curated record. The transcript has 6 exons. Gene Ontology annotation, molecular function: sodium:proton antiporter activity. Bases 51 to 1538 code for a protein of 495 amino acids. Gene Ontology annotation, biological process: proton transmembrane transport; regulation of pH; sodium ion transport.